Messenger RNA from Loxodonta africana (African savanna elephant), 2506 nucleotides. RefSeq names its product olfactory receptor 5W2-like. Gene Ontology annotation, molecular function: olfactory receptor activity; odorant binding; G protein-coupled receptor activity. NCBI's taxonomy places the organism in Eukaryota, Metazoa, Chordata, Mammalia, Proboscidea, Elephantidae. The transcript has a single exon. The record is from RefSeq and is a predicted model, not a curated record. Gene Ontology annotation, cellular component: membrane. Gene Ontology annotation, biological process: G protein-coupled receptor signaling pathway. Bases 1153 to 2085 code for a protein of 310 amino acids.
AAAAACAGUGCCCUUGAGUCGAUUCCGACUCAUUGUGACCCUAUAGGAAGGAGUAGAACUGCCCCAGAGAGUUUCCAAGGAGCGCCUGGUGGAUUCGAACUGCCGACCCUUUGGUCAGCAGCCAUAGCACUUAACCACUACGCCACCAGGGUUUCCAUAGUUGAGGUAGCACAUUAAAAAUACCAAUAUGUAUAAAUUCGAGUUCAUAUGGAACACACGCUAUAAUACAUAAGUACAGAAAGAAAUAAAAAUCAGAACACCAUUCCCGUUUCAAUUUUUAUGUGCUAACACAGAGAUACACACACACUAACAGACACACACACAGAGUCACACACACACAGAGUCACAGAAGGAAAUGAACCCUUAAUAUUUCUUGAAACAUUUAUUAUUCUUCUUUCUAUUUUCAAUUUUUAUGGAAAAUUCAAUGUAAAAAUCCAAAGACAUACAGAUGUGUAUGUUAAAUCCUAUAUUUCCCACCUUGUAUGAUUUCUCUUCAGUUUGUCAGUGGGCAUAUCCCUUGGGAUCUGGUCAGUCAUGUAACCGGACAACACGUGGUCAGCAAAGAGGAGACGAGGGUGAUGGAAAAGUUGGAUAAAACAGAUUGUAUUCACUUUUGGUUAUUCAGAUAACACUAAAGACAUCAUACACCAAAGCACCAUAAGAACUUUCAUUUAUUAACUUAUGUGCUGUAGCAUUUACAGUUUCUGAAUAAAUCAAUUAUAUUUCUGUAUGAAUACAAAAACUGUGAUCACUUCUGUGGCGCAGCUAGGUAGUGCUCUCUGCGCGUCCGACCCUGAGGCCUGUGUCUUCCGGCUGCGCCUCCCUGAAUAGCGGGGGUUUAUCGUUUAAAAUCGGGAACGAGCCUUGGAUUUAUUCAGACCUACCGCCUCAGACAAGACACAAACGUCGGAUACCGAGAGGGACGUAUCAAAGCUCCUCACUAGUCAAGACAGUUUGGAUUUUUUUAAUAACAACAGUGCCACUUUGUUAGUGACAUUUAUCUGGGCUAAUUUCCUAGGAUAAAGAAGACAAUUUAGAAAAAGAAAGUGUUCUGCCUUGUGAUAAUAUUUUGUGGCUGUCCAACAGAGUUAAACCCUGAUCUGUCAUUGUCUUGAUCAUUUUUAUAACCAUUUAGAAUAAGAACAAAGAAGAAUGGAUGGAGAGAAUUGCUCCUCCUUGACUGGAUUCCACCUCGUGGGAAUUACUAAUAACCCUGAGAUCAAAGUGACCAUAUUCACCUUGUUUCUGGUGGUUUAUCUCAUUAUUCUUAUGGCAAAUCUUGGAAUGAUCAUUUUAAUAAGAAUGGACUCCCAGCUUCAAACACCAAUGUACUUUUUCCUCAGCCACCUCUCCUUCUGUGACCUCCGCUAUUCCACAGCAGUUGGGCCCAAGAUGCUGAUAGACCUCUUAACCAAAGACAAAUCAAUUUCCUUCUACGGGUGUGCUCUGCAAUUCUUCAUUUUCUGUAUCUUUGCCGAUUCCGAGUGUCUCCUGCUGGCAGUGAUGGCCUUUGAUAGGUACAAGGCCAUUAGCAACCCCUUGCUCUAUACAGUCAGCAUGUCCAGCAGAGUGUGCUCCGUGCUCAUGGCUGGGAUUUACCUGGUGGACAUGGUGGACGCUUUGAUACAUACGACAUUAACUUUCCGCUUAUGUUUCUGUGGGUCAAGUGAAAUUAAUCAUUUCUUCUGUGAUGUCCCUCCUCUUCUGUUGCUAUCUUGUUCGGACACGCAGGUCAAUGAAUUAGUGAUAUUCACCAUUUUUGGCUUCAUUGAACUGAGUACCCUUUCAGGGGUUUUAGUCUCUUACUGUCACAUCAUCCUCUCAGUCUUAAAGAUCCGCUCUGCUGAGGGAAAGUUCAAAGCUUUCUCCACCUGCACCUCCCACUUAGCUGCUGUUGCAAUUUUCCAGGGAACUAUGCUCUUUACGUAUUUCCGACCAAGUUCUGCCUACUCUCUAGAUCAAGACAAGAUGACCUCAUUGUUUUAUACCCUUAUUAUUCCCAUGUUAAACCCCCUGGUACACAGCCUAAGAAAUAAAGACGUGAAAGAAGCUCUGGAAAAACUCAAAAAUAAAAUGUGGUUUUAAAUAGUUAAACACACACUUAAGGAGUUGCAAUAUUCUUCAAAUCAUACAGUACAGCAUAAUGUGGUCUCAAACUCAAUACAGUCAGUAUUUUUACAAAUUAUCUACUAUACCAAUUAUUAAGUACUUUCUUAAAUAUGCUAUACUUUCUUAAGUGUCUUCAGUUUAAAUACAGUACUGUCUAAUUUUAGAAAACUUUCUGGUCUCCUUAUUAGUGUUUCAAAAUUUUAUUUGUUCAAUGUUUCCUCUAUGCAUUAACUGAAUUAUUACAGGAGUUAUUGAUUAUUUAUUUAACACCUACUACACUUCUAAGGGUUUUGUAUUUUAUGGUCAAUCCAGUGGUUUCUAUACUAAUGAACUCUAUAAUUCAGUGUAAGUGAUGAACUUUAAUUAACUAAUAAUCUGAAUAAUUUAUAAUAUCAUG